UUUUAUUUAUGCUGGAAUGUAUGUCCAUGAUAACAAUUGCUUGAAUAGAAAUAUUAAACAUUAGAGAAAAAUGAAAUUUUAUUGGUGGAUUCUAUCAGUCUAACCCUACUCAAUAUUGGUUAUAUAUAAAAAGGAAAAUUUGAUGUGAUAAUAUAGAGUAGAAAUUGACGAUUAGGCAUAGUAUCCUCAGUUUGAACAAAAUGUUUCAUUAUAUAGAAGUGAUAUGGUGAAUAAAGAGAAUUCAGUAUUUUCAUUCCUACCAACUUAUUGGAAGUCUGAUGAGAAUAGAUCAUUCUGUAAAAGAGAAGAAUUACUCCAUGAACUGAAACUGAAUGUCAAAACGCUUAUGGAACAUGCUGCAAUAUGUCAUUCAGUUCCUGAGGAUAGUACACUUGUACUUAAUUUUUGUGAGUUAGUUCACGAGUGUCUUCGAACUGGUUUGAAAACAUCACCUAUACCAUUCUAUCAGUGCACAUCCACCUUCUCCUUGUUGUAUAAAAUAUCCAGUCAAUGUGAAGCAGCUUCAAUAGUGAUAAAUAAUUUUGAAGGACGAAAUAAAUCCUGUUCAAAAUUAAGUUUCAACUCAAAAAUCGCUUGGAUCCAUUUUGCCUUGAUUGAAGACCUACUUGAAAAUAUUAUUCGGCAUAUAUGCACAGAGACGAAGGAGUUUUAUAAUUCUGACAGUAUUAUUGCUGAUGAAUGUGAUGUAAAUGUGUUCUUAUCAUUGAUAAGUGGUCCAUGUGCAAUAAGCUAUACAUCAGCGAUUCAUGAAGAUUCCUACUGGUCAAAUUUACAUGCAGAUGAGCUUAUUGAAAGACAACGAUUCACUUCAAUAACAGUUAAAAGCCAAAUCACUGGGAGAUCAUUACAAGUUUGCCAAAAGAUGAAGUCAUCGAUUUGUUUUCCUGAAAAUUAUGAAAAGAUUGAACAGAAAGCUAAAAAAUUGACAAGAAUUGGCAAUUCAUCCUCAAAAUCGGAUUCUUCAUUCACGAACAACAGUGUUGAUAGUCUUUAUCAGACAAGGAAAAGUACUCUACUCUACGGAAAGAAUAAUGUAAUGUUGGGUGAUGAACAACGAGUUCCUGGCUAUCUAGAGUUGAUUAAUUCUUCGAGUGAUAUCUUGAUAAGAUGGACAUCGAAUGAUUUAUUAUUACAAGCUUCAGAUAUGAAUAUUUCUCGAUCAAAUGGAAUUGAAUAUGAUUGUGAUCAAUACCUAUUAGAUAAUCCAUUGAAUGAGACCAACACCACUGAACCGAUGAAUGUUAACAAAUAUUCAAGGAUAAAUAACCAAUUAGUAGAGAAUAAUACAGCUGCUGAUAAAUACUAUAGCUUCCACUUUGACGUUGUUACGAUAUCAGUGAACAAAAUGCAAUAUGUUCAUUUACAUCAAGGCGGAUCAUUUGAAUAUCAGAUUGUUUUCAUUGGACUUGAUGGUAUUGCCUACCCACCUAUCAGAUUACAGGGUGGAUUAAAAGCGGUUUAUGAUUUUCUUGUAUGCUUGGAUCAAGGUUUGAGACCCAGUGCUUUUCUGAAUCCAUCCCCAACUGAUUUAAGUGGUAAGUUGUAG
Molecule: messenger RNA, 1567 nt
Organism: Heterobilharzia americana
Lineage: Eukaryota; Metazoa; Platyhelminthes; Trematoda; Strigeidida; Schistosomatidae
Source: the annotation of a GenBank genome assembly